Brenthis ino (lesser marbled fritillary) is the source of this 1620-nucleotide messenger RNA. The record is from the annotation of a GenBank genome assembly. Lineage: Eukaryota; Metazoa; Arthropoda; Insecta; Lepidoptera; Nymphalidae.
AUGAGGGUCCUUUUAGUGAAUUUCCUGCCCGAGGUAUUGAGGACAAGGGACGAUGAAUUGGACGACCAGCCAGAUGCUGAAGCGGGAGUUUCCUACACAGACACGAUGGAAAGCAAAAACGGCAACUCUAAGAUACUUAAGCGACUAGAAACCGUGCCAGAUAUAAAGCGAGACACGUCCGGAAUAACAACCCAGUACAUCGCUGCUGGUAUAGUAAACCUAGGAGCAUUCGCUGCUGGAGUAUCUGUGGCGUGGUCAUCAUCAGCUCUGCCUUUAUUCACUUCACCACAAGAUGAGUUGAGGUCGUCUGAAGCGUUUUCAUCGAUGAAUGGGACGCAUCCUAAGCUAGUCCUAACAGAAUCAGAAGCGUCGUGGGUUGCGUCACUUUUGUGUUUAGGAGCGUUGUGGGGGGCGGUGCCGACUGGUCUCAUAUCAGAACACUUUGGACGAAAGAAGACUUUACUUUAUCUUGCUCUACCACUUGUGGUAUCUUGGGUUUUAGUUGCGUCCAGUCCAAGCGUCUACGGUCUGUACGUGGGUCGUUUUGUUGGUGGCAUUGCCGUCGGAGCCUUCAGUGUAGGGAUCCCUCCUUAUGUAGAAGAUAUUGCUGAAAAACAUCUGCUGCCUUCCCUCGUCACUUUCUACCACGUUCAUUUUGCUUGUGGAGUGCUGUUUGCGUAUAUUAUUGGUAUGGUACAUAGCACAUCAUGGUUGUCUGUACUCUGCGCAAGUAUACCGGUGGCGUUUUUCAUCGCCUUCAUAUUUCUACCAGAAUCGCCGGCGUAUUUAAUGUCACAAGGAAAACAAAGUCAGGCUAAAGCAGCGCUACGAUACUACCGAGGCAUUGAUAAUGACAUCGACUCAGAAAUGAAAGCCUUAAAGGAAUAUAUAAGGAGUUCCGUGAAGCAUAGAGUCACUUUCAAAGAGCUGUUCAGCGAAACUGUAAAUGUAAAAGCGUUGGUUGUCUCCUUCGGUUUGAUGAUAUUUCAACAGUUGAGUGGCAUAUAUCCUGUACUUUUUUAUGCUGAAAGCAUUUUUACCAGCUUUUCAACUUCUCUCAAUCCUCCUGGUCCAGCCAUCAUACUUGGUUUUUGUCUUGUAUCAUCAACAUAUUUCUCAACCAUGAUUUUAAAGAAAGUGAGGCGACGUGUCUUAUUGAUGUCUUCAUUUGCAGCAAUGGCUAUAAGCUUAGGAGGUUUAGCGAUAUAUUACCAAUGGAAAGCAUCUAAUUUUUCGUCUAACAAUGCCUGGGUACCAUUAUUUGCUUUGUGCAUUUUUGUAUCUGUAUAUGCCGCUGGUGUAGGACCUAUACCAUGGUUGAUGCUUAGAGAAAUAUUUGCGCCACAUGUUAGAAGACGUGCAACAGCUAUUACUGCUGGUUUUCAUUGGUUUUUAGCAUUCGGGGUAACAAAGUUGUACCAAAAUUUGGUGGUCCUGGUCAAACCAGGCUGGGCAUUAUGGCAUUUCGCUGUUACUUGUGUUAUUGGUAUAAUUUUUGUCUACUUCUUCGUGCCUGAAACAAAAAGCAGGACUUUAGAAGACAUACAAAACGAAUUUGAUGGAAUUCAUAAGAGAAAAAAGCACACACACGUUAUCGAAGUGGAAACAUUAUCAGUUCCA